Messenger RNA from Solanum lycopersicum (tomato), 1022 nucleotides. RefSeq names its product rac-like GTP-binding protein ARAC7. NCBI's taxonomy places the organism in Eukaryota, Viridiplantae, Streptophyta, Magnoliopsida, Solanales, Solanaceae. Gene Ontology annotation, cellular component: cytoskeleton; cytoplasmic vesicle; cell projection. Gene Ontology annotation, biological process: small GTPase-mediated signal transduction; regulation of actin cytoskeleton organization; regulation of cell shape. Gene Ontology annotation, molecular function: protein kinase binding; GTPase activity; GTP binding. The record is from RefSeq and is a predicted model, not a curated record.
AAUUUAUUGACUAAAAAAACUUUAAUAAACCCUCUCUUUCUUUUUAAAAAAACACAAAAAAAAAGUGUAAAAACAUAUAUAGUCCUUCUUUAGAAAAGAUUUUAAUUUUUUCAAAAAAACAAUUUUUUUCUUUUUUUGAAUAUGAAUGUUUCAAAGUUCAUCAAAUGUGUGACUGUAGGUGAUGGAGCUGUUGGAAAGACAUGUAUGUUAAUUUGUUACACUAAUAACAGAUUUCCCACUGAUUAUAUUCCUACUGUGUUUGAUAAUUUUAGUGCUAAUGUGUCUAUGGAUGGAAAAAUUGUGAAUUUGGGAUUAUGGGACACUGCAGGUCAAGAAGAUUAUAGCAGAUUAAGGCCAUUAAGCUAUAGAUGUGCAGAUGUAUUUGUAUUAGCUUUCUCUUUAAUCAGUAGAGCAAGCUAUGAAAACGUUUUAAAAAAGUGGAUGCCUGAACUACGUCGUUUUGCACCUGAUGUUCCGAUUGUACUUGUUGGAACAAAGUUAGAUCUUCGAGAUGACAACGCAUAUCUAGCUGAUCAUAUGGACUCAAAUAUCAUUACGCCUGCCCAAGGUGAGGAGCUAAGGAAACAAAUCGGUGCUGCAGCUUAUGUAGAAUGCAGCUCUAAGACACAACAGAAUGUGAAAGCUGUUUUCGAUACGGCAAUCAAGGUUGUGCUUCAACCUCCUAGGAGGAUGGAAGUUACAAGUAAGAAAAGGCACAGAAGCACAGGCUGCUCAAUUGUCAGGGGGAUCGUAUGUGGAGGCUGUGCUGCUGUUUAGCGAAACGUUAGGUGGAUUUCAUGUUAUAUUAUUUCAUAUUAUAACGAGUUUGAGUCUGAGACAUAGUAGUUGAGUUAAUGCAAGUUGUUUUUGGUGGCAUCAGAAUAUGGCUGAAGUAAUGUUGUUGUUAAUAUAGUAUUUGUUUUGUAUCAUAAACUAGAUGUAUAAAAAGCAUAGGGAAUUUGUUGAUUCCCUUAAUGUUAUGUUGCUCGGAUUCAUUCAAAAAUAUUAUCGAUUUUGUUUCA